This is a messenger RNA of Girardinichthys multiradiatus, 9071 nucleotides long. RefSeq names its product insulin receptor substrate 1-B. Gene Ontology annotation, molecular function: insulin receptor binding; phosphatidylinositol 3-kinase binding. The transcript is spliced from 3 exons. Gene Ontology annotation, biological process: insulin receptor signaling pathway. The record is from RefSeq and is a predicted model, not a curated record. The coding region runs from base 304 to 3813 and encodes 1169 amino acids. NCBI's taxonomy places the organism in Eukaryota, Metazoa, Chordata, Actinopteri, Cyprinodontiformes, Goodeidae. Gene Ontology annotation, cellular component: cytosol; plasma membrane.
GUCCUCAAGCAGCUGAACGCACCGCGUUUGGACUUGAGGACUGGGCUGGGUUGCAGGUCGAGCGGCGGCGCUCGCUGCACGCUCGGUGCAUGGAUCCCCUUGCAGCUGAUGCCAGAUCCAAAGACAUGGUUUGGCUGAUUUCCCCAUCCUGAUCCCUCGCACACAUGCUUGAUAUUUUUUCUGUGCACACUGGGAAAACGAGGGAUGUAGCCGCAGCUGGAUAAACGAGGAGAACACAUGGGCUUCAGCUUUCCCCCUGAGAUUCUUACCGCGUAACGGGGAAUUUAUCGCACUGCUCUGGUCAUGGAGAACCAAGCAGUUGAGCCACAGAACUAUGAAGAUGUGCAGAAAAGCGGCUACCUCCGCAAGCAUAAAUCAAUGCACCGGCGGUUCUUCGUGCUGAGGGCGGCCUCGGAGCAUGGUCCGGCUCGGCUCGAGUACUAUGAGAACGAGAAGAAAUUCCGCAGUAAAUCACCUGUGCCCAAGAAGGUCCUGAACCUGGAGACCUGCUUCAACAUCAACAAGCGGGCGGAUUCCAAGAACAAGCACAUGAUCGUGCUGUACACCCGCAGCGAGAGCUUUGCCAUCGCUGCGGACAGCGAGGAGGUCCAGAAUGAGUGGUACCAAGCCAUGCUGGAUCUUCAGUGCAACUGUAAAAGUCCUGAAGAUUAUGGCAGUAGUGGAGAGUGUAGUUCUCCAUCUCCCAUUCCAACUUUUAAGGAGGUAUGGCAAGUCAAGGUUUGGCCUAAAGGUCUUGGACAUGCUAGGAACUUGGUGGGCAUCUACCGGCUGUGCCUAACAGAUAAGACAGUCAAUUUUGUCAAACUCAACUCUGAUGUGGCUGCUGUGGUGUUGCAGCUGAUGAAUGUUCGCAGGUGUGGCCAUUCAGAGAACUUCUUCUUCAUUGAGGUGGGACGCUCAGCGAUUACAGGCCCCGGAGAGUUCUGGAUGCAAGUGGACGACUCUGUGGUGGCUCAAAACAUGCAUGAGACCCUGCUGGAGGCUAUGAAAGCCCUGAGUGAAGAAUUCCGUCAGCGCAGCAAGUCUCAGUCUGUGGGAACUUCGUGUGGCGGUGGAACUGCUUCAAAUCCCAUUAGUGUCCCAAGUCGGCGUCAUCACCCAAACCUGCCACCGAGCCAGGUGGGCUUCUCUAGGCGAGCACGCACUGAGACCCCGGGAACAGGUGGCAGCAGCACAAGCACUUCACCCACAUCACGGCACGGGUUUCCAAGGGCACGAACAGCCAGCAUUGGAGCAAGGUCGGAGGAGGGAGGAGCAAGUGCCAGAGGGACGUGGGCCAGUUCCAGCCCGAGUCUGAAUGGAUCCUGCUCAACUACUCCGACGCUAAGACCCAAACCCACAAGGGCCCCAACUCCUGCUAAGAUUACAUUAAGCCUUGCACGUUACACACCUAACCCUGCUCCCUCUCCUGCACCAAGCCUUUCCUCCAGUUCAGGUCAUGGAUCAGAGUGUGGCCUUGUUGGAUCUGUGGUGGGAGGCAUGUCGAUUUGCUCCUAUGCUCGUGUUUCGCAAAGAGUUUCUGUUUCAGGUUCACCGAGUGACUACGGAUCCUCGGAUGAGUAUGGUUCCAGUCCUGGUGACCACUCUCUGCUCAUACCAAGUCAAUCUGGACAUCAUGCACAUGGAGAGGGUUCCUCCAGCUAUAUAGUGAUGGGACAACGAGAAGGUCUGCUUGGUUCCCAUCAUCAUUCGAAAGGCAGACGAAUUCUGCGACGCUCAUCUAGUCGGGAGUCUGAGGCUGAGCGGAGGCUGCUGAGUAAGAGGGCUUCACUGCCUUUGUCAUCCCAUGAAAGACUAACCCCACACAGAAAAGAUGAAGAUUAUGACGAUGAUGAAGAGUACGCCAUAAUGUCACGGAGUGCUAACAGAGAGAGGGCAGAUCUGCACCAAGGCUCAGGGAAUCCAGUAGAUCAGGGUGGGCAGCCUGAGGAAGUAGGAAAGAACAGGAAGAGGGCUGACAAAAGCAGGGGACAUGGGGACAGAGGAGCCGCUGUAGACAGCGGCUACAUGUCAAUGUUACCUGGAGUGACGUCUCCUCCUGUUUCACUGUCUCUUUCAAUGGGCAUGUACGACUCCAGAGCUAAACCCGGGGCAGAUGACGAGUACAUGGCCAUGACCCCCAACAACAGCGUGUCCCCUCCUCAGCACAUCUGCAAGCCCACCUCAGAGGGCUAUAUGGUCAUGUCUCCAAACAGCAGCAGCUCCACAGACCUGCAUGGAAUGGCCAUGUGGGAUAGCAGGGCCGGCAUGGAGAGCCGGGCUGCAAGCGACUACAUGAACAUCUCGCCACUCAACAGCCGCUCCGCCUGCAGUACACCGCCUUCUCACCCCGAGCAGCACCAACUCCAACCAAAAAUGUUCAACUCCUACUUCUCGCUGCCACGAGCCUAUCAGCAUACCCUCUACACUCGCUUUGAGGAGAACUUGAACAAAGAGGAAGAAAAGAAAGACAGCAGUGGGCACGACAGUACUGGAAGGGGAGGGAGAACUGGGUACAGCAAGAGAAACAAAAUUGCAGUGGGCUCUGCAGGAGGCUGCCAACUCUCCAUGUCUUCCUCUUCUUUCUCCUCUAGCUCCGCCAGCAGUGAAAGCCUUGAAGAUAAGUCCCUAUCCGCUGGCAGGGGGUUAAGUUUAUUAAGAACUGGGGCAGAAUAUAAAAGUGCAGGAGCAUCCACAAAGGAUGGACGUCACCACCCAAAACGUGCAUCCAGUAGUAAAAGCCCAAAGCAACAGAGGAGGGGGCGUCCCUUGAGUGUAUCUUCAGGCAUUGCUAAGGCAAACACCCUACCAAGGGUUAAGGAGAAUCUACCACCAUCGGGGUCUCAGAAUGUUGGGGAUUAUGUAAGUAUUGUCUUUAAAGAAAACAUUGUACACGAUAAAGGACGUAGUGGAGGGUCUCAUCAUGGACAGCCUGUAAUCCAUGGAACACUGCGUCCCAUGAACCAGCCACUCCUCUGUCAUGAUAACCCUGCUAACCUUCCCCGCAGCUUCUCUGCACCGCUCUCCACCUCUGCUGAGUAUGUCAACAUGGAUUUAGGGAAAUCCUCAACACCCCUGACUCAUGUUAGAUCCACCUUCAGCACCCUACAGGGCCCACCAGCUGUUGCCCCCAAGGCCCUACAUGAACACAGCUCAUCCUCUCCACUGGUAACAGAGUGCAGCGCAGGGUACAGAACAAAAAUUAAGAUGGCAACAGUGCCAACGGAUGUUUCCAUCCCAUUUCUGGACAGCAAAGUUUCAGAUUCGAGCAACUCAGCAAGACCUGCCAUCCACUCUGAUCCACCAUUAUCUAGAGAGCAGGAGUCAGGUUUGGGUUCUUCCCCGGUCAAGUGCUUCCAGUCACCUGACCGGAGCAGCAGACUGGCCCGAGGUGAUCAGAAAGGACACUUGAGCCACCGAUCAGAAACGUUCUGCUCACCACCAUCUUUGCCACCAUACACAUCUUCUUCUAUCUCCCUCUUCCCUGAGGGCAACCAGGCCGCAAGCCAUCGGCAGGGUUUGGACUGCUCACUGUGGGAGAACGGGCAGGCUUCUGGUUUGUCUGUCACACCUGCACCCCAAGCCUCCACCUCAUCCACUGAACAAGGCCUUAACUACAUAGACCUUGACUUAGCCAUGAAGGAAAGCCCUCAAGCUGGAGCAGAUCGUACCUCUCCUGUCUACAACAUCGGAGGGACCACUUUGGGCAUCAGUGCCAGCUCUGGUCUGAACACUUACACCAGCAUUGAUUUCUACAAAUCAGAGGAACUACGAACAAACCAGAACAGUAUCAAGGAUGGUCAAGACUGUUGAUCUCCAUCUCCGUCUUUGAUGCGUCGGCUCGGCACUCGACUCGCCAUGUAUUGCCACAACAAAACUGUAUGCUGGAGUCGGAACGCUGAAACUAUGGGAAUCUCAUCCUCAUCCCGUCUGAUGUUUUCUGUUAACCAAAUGUGUGCCAAACACACUCACCCACACACAAACACACAUACAACCUCAACACAAAGUCAAAGUUGAAGUAAAAGACAUUACUUUGUUUGAACUAAGGUGACACUUGAUCUUUGUUUAACUUGGUACCAAGAGCAAAUGAGUUCACAGGGGUCCAUUCUAUUGAUUAUAGACUGAUUUGCUUAGUAUUUUCCCUUUAAACAAAUACUUAUUCCAAAACCUUUGUUGAAUUUUAAUGCAGAUUUUGUUGAAUUUACCAUUCAUUGAAACCAUUGAAAUCCAAAAGAACAAAUUAAAUCCCUUAGUGACUUUUAAAUUGAAACCAGUUUGCCUGUGAUUUUUGAGCAAAAACCGUUGAUUGAAGUUAUGUUCCACAAAACAUAAAAGUAGAAGCUGGUGCGCCAAUUAGUGAGUCCAUUACAUAACUUUACUGUUUAAAUGAUCAUCAGGUAUCCUUCAGGUUCAAGCAAAUAAUAAGAAAACUGGUGGUUACGAGUUUCUUAAACAUUCACACCAUCUCACUGUAAACAGUUUUAAAUGAUUAUCUACUGUAAAGUUGUCCAAAAAAGCUUUUAUACAUCUUUACUACUGCUGUUGUGUUACUGAGUUACUUAAAAUACUGGUAGAAACACUUUUAAACAUAAACACUCAAUUCAGAGCCCUCCACAUUUAUUUUCACUCCUCAUAAAGAUAUGUCAAAAGCCUUAAAAGAAAUUGUUCUUUUACUGCAGUUGCAUAAUCUCACUAUUAAAAACUUGCCGUACUUCUAUAACAGUGAGCUUUGAGGUUGUUUUUGAAAGUUUUAGGAUUAAAUUGAAAGACUUCCAUGACCAUGAAAGACGACGGAGUUUGUGACUGGUGAACCAUUUUCUUUCUGGUGAACCGUUUCUAUGUUCCCAGGUCCUUUGGAUGAGAAAUUAGCCCACAGCACCACACAUCCUCCACCAUACUUAACGGUGGGCAUGAGGUGGUUUUUCCCAUAUUCUUUCUUUGUUUCGUGCAAAACCUAACUUGAGGAAAACGAGGACAAAUAUUUGCCUCAUCUGACCUAAGCAGACGGUUCUUAUUAAAGUCCCAGCAGCAUUUAGCAAUCCCCACAGGUUUACAUUUGUGAUUGUAAGACAGAAAAGGCUUUUGACUAGGAGCUGCCCAAAUAACCAGUUGACAUGUAGCUAGUGUUAGACACUGGCUGUUAUUGAGACUUAACCAAACUCUCGAUAAUAGUGCUCUGAAAUUAUAAGCUGCCUUGUUUGCCCCCAUUCCUGUUUUUAAUUGUUGCUCUUAUUGUAGAUAUGGACACAUUUAGAUCAGGAGCUAAUUUCUUGUUGUCAUUUCCUGACAUAUGGGGAUAAUGCUUUAAUUGAAUGGCAUGUUCUGUUCUCUUUCCCAUUUCGAAGAAUGUGAAAGACGACGAUGCCUCUGUGUCACAUUAUAUUUAUACCCCGGGGAAACCAGAAGUCAUGGAUUACUAAUUAAAAGUUUAUCAAUACUUUCAUCAUCUUAAAAAGGUAAAGAAGAUAUUUAAAACCAGGUUAAUUUUAAAAUUAGGGUUAGCAUUAAUAGCAGCACAAAUGAUUUUGUAAGAAAAAUAAAUAUUUUUUAAUGUGUGAAUUAUUUUCCUGCUGAAGUAACAUAAGUGAAAGGUUUGUUCCUUUUUUCAUAAUAGAACAUUAACAUUGGCAUUAUUUAAUAUUAUUUUAAGGGUCUUUGCACAUCCUUAUAGAGAUGCCAGUUAAGGUAAAGAGUUGCUUUAUUUAUAACAAGCUACAGGUUGUGUAUUUGGCAGAGAAACAGCCUUAUUUAGCUGAAAUCUACAUGUGGUGGAUUGUCUACUCUGUAGACGAUCCUGUGGGUUUUAAGCAGUUGCUGGGAAACCCAUUCAACAUUUACAGGAGUAAGUUGUCUAUUUUUCCACCCAGAAAAACCUGUUUGCUUUGAUGAAAAUCAAGGUAAGCAGCAUUCUUGUUAGAGAAUAGCCAGCUUGAAUUCAUGGUAAUGUCCUUGCUGAGAUGUGCUAAAGAUUCCUGAAGAGAAAACUAGCAAAGCUAUUCAUAUCCCAGUGUUAGCCGUUCAAAGAUUUGCCGGGUAGAUAGAUAGACGAGCAAGAUGAACACAUGCAGAUGGUCUGCGACAUCUACAUGGUCAGAGAGCUGCAAAUGCUCCCCCCUGUUCGCCUUCAGAUUCAACUUAAUAACAGUAUAUCAGAUGAAGCUGACACAUGACUAUCAAAUCAUUGAGCUGAUGUCUGAGUCACAUUGGCGAGCGCUUCGGGGGACAAAUUAGGAAAGACCACCAGAGGAAAAGGAAGCAGAGCUAUAUGAAUUUUUCUCUUGAAGCUUAAAACCAUUUUUAACUUUUAAGUAACACAAACUUAGUAGGAAAAUUAUAAAUGUUUUUUUGGCAUCUUAGCUUUUCUAUUACAACUUUAUAUAACACUAUGGUAUUUACUAUAGUAUUAAGAGUAGAAUGACAGAAACUAUAGUACAUACUGUCGUCAGUUUUUCUCAUUUGCAAAACAGUUAACACUGUUUUAAUAUAAAGUGACACACUACAAUGGUAUAUAAAAUAUACGGUAUACAUAUAAUGAAUAAUACUAUAUAGCCUAGAUAUCUAUAUACUCUUUUAUAAAGUGCCUCAUUUUUGAUUGUAGCUGUUUUUACACAGGUGAUCUUAAAAUGUGUUGUGAAAUUGAGGGAAAAAACAUUAACGUUUCUCUUCGAAGCUUACAUCUGUGGAAGUAGGACAGACCAGAAACUUAACACUGCUGCCAUUCAACAGUAAUUAGAUUGCCUUAAAGUGUUUUACAGAGACAUGAAAAAAAAUACAAUCUGUUUUGAUUUUUUUUGCAGUGCCUAACACUGAAGCCACAAUGUAAGCACAUGCAACCCCUCUCUUUUUUGGUUGACUUUGUCAAGGUGGGAUUUGAUCAAUACAGAAUCCUCUCCUCAUAUCUUUUUGUAGUGGUCCCAAUUUCCUUUCUAUUUCACUCUCAGUCCAACAACAAACAUACGUUAUACAUUAGUCAUACACAGCAGCCUGCAAAAGUAUUCAUAGCCUUUGAAUGUUACAACCAUGAGUUCGAACUGUAUUUCAUUUUGAUUUUAUGCGACAGACCAACACAAAGUAGCGGAUAAUUGCGAAGUUGAAUAAAAUUGAUACGUUUUUCAAAAUCUUUACAAAUAAAAAUCAGAAAGGUGGGUCGUGUUCUUGUAUUCAGCCUCCCUGAGUCCACAGUUACAGCUGUAGGUCUUGUGGAGUAUGUCUACCAGCUUUGCACAUCUAAAAGCCUGAAACAAUGUGCAUACUCUUCUUUGCAAAGUUUAUGGGAACAGUAAUUUUCAAGUCUUGCCACAGUUAAGUUUUCAGAUUUUUAUUAGCAAAUCAUUUUGAAAAACACCUAUUCUCUGCACUUCACAGUUAUACUCUGUUGGUCUAUCCCAUUAAAGCCCAUUGAAAUACAUAAAAGUUCUUGGUUGCAAUGUGAUGAAAUGUGGAAAUGUUUACCAGAUGCAAAUACCUUUGCAAAAAAACUACAUUUUAGCUUUCCUGGUUUCUAUAAAGAAGUUACCAUAGUCCUGUAUGUAAAUAAUUAAUAUAAUGCUGAUAUGAAUUAACUUUAUGUUUUCAAAUUAUUCUCUAAACCCCUAAACAAGUUUAAAAAAUGGAGCGUGCUCAUGGCUGAUAUUUUGUUCGUGUCAAAACUGUAUGAACAUGCUUUUUGGUGGUUCAGUGAUGCGGGUAAUGAUUCAGCUCCCAGAAGUUGUGAAUAGUUCUGUUUCUCUGUCACAUUGUCUUUUUGUUUCUCCACACUCAAACAUCUGUAGGACUGUGGACCAAGUCUUUAUGCUCAUUACCUCCUCUUUUAUAAAUUCUGCUGCAGCCAAGCAAAUUACCCAAAGGAAAAAAAAAAAAGCAAGUCUAAAAAAAAUUAAAUGAUAAGAAUAAUUUGAUGGUCUGAUUCAGGAAACACACACAUCCAGAUAUCAGUCAAGACGUUAUGUCUUUUUUAAACUUGCAUUGUGUUUCUCUGAUGGUUGGACCUUGACGGGUUUUAAACCAGAACCACGGGUUGCAACAUUUGGCCUUGUGACGUUGCUGAAACUGCAGAUUGGUUGCAAAUACUUUUAGAAAACAAAAUGUCUGCUAUAUUAUGUUGAUAAGGUGACGCAAUGUCAAACCAGACUGUUUGAGUCCAGGGCUCUGGCUGAGUGCACACAGGGUAAAAACAAAAGAAAGGCUUUCUUGAUGAAGUUCAGACAUUUGGUAGCUUUUCCCACAUUUAGAUCUCUUACGUUUGUUUCUUUGUUUUGUUUUUUACAAUUCAAAGGAUUCAACACUAGUGUUGUUGAGAUGUUCCAAGGUUUAGCUAAAGACAUAUAUUAAUUCUUUUGAAAUUUUCGCUUUUUAUUAGUACUUAUUGGUGCCUGACAUAGCAAUUAAUAGCCUAGCUAUCCAUGAAGACCUUGACCUUUCAAAAUAAGGGUGCCAAUCCAUCUUGAAAAAACAGAAUAUGUUGGCUGUUCAAAGUAAAGCACACUCAUUCUCUUCAACAUGAAAAGUCUCAAUCCUUUAUAGAUUUUCAUAUAGCAAAAUUGAAUUCACAUUAAUACACCUAAAUUAGGCAUGAAUAAGGGAUUCUGUGGCCUUUUCAAAAUAAAUCACAUUUAAAAAAUAGUUUCUGCUUUUUAACGGUUAAUUAUUACAAAUGUAGAUUUCCUUUUCCUCGUUACCAAAGAUAAUAUAUUUUGGUCCUAAAGCAGACAUUUUACGCACCAAAAGGCAAGCACCAUUAAGUUUUCUUUGUGAAUUUUUCCAACUUGAUUUUAAACAUUGUUUCGACACAGUAAGUGUACACUAAAUAUUGACAAUCUUAACCAAAUUCAUAAAGCAGCUUCAGUUUUAAUAGUUUAUCUUAUCGAAUGGAUGUUUUAAUCUGUUGUUGUUAUUCUUGCAAAGCCUCUGUUCUAAUUGGGGAUUAGAGAGAAUCUCUGACUGUACCUUAUAAUCUCAAAUCAGAGCAGAGGCAACAGUUGGUGUUACUGUAAAGCCCCUUGGAGAGUCUGAUGUUGGCUUGGGUGGAGCAAACACAUAAGAGGAGUGCAGAACUAUAUAACCAAAACGAC